UUCUGACAAGUGCAUGAAAUGUCAAAACCGUCAAACAAAACCUCAAAUCGGCAAAAAAACAAUAUUUUACAAAACCAUCUCGGUACAUUACUUUAUCUUCGGUAAUUUUGAUACUUCUCAGUGUAAUUAUGUCGCAAUCGAAGGCGGAUGCGGGUGCGUCUACUGAUGAAGAGCCGUUGAAAGAUGUGUUCGACCAGGCCAUGAAGAUGUUUGAAAAGAUAGAAAGCAGUAAUGAGCCGACGAACAGCGAUGCCGUGCAGAUUGGCCUAAAAGCGGCCAUAGCAAAGUUUGAGAAAGCCACCAACCUGGUGUCGCUAUCUGGGAUGUUCAGCAGUAACGAGAGCCUGGAGGAGCUCCCCACAGAGACGCUGCAGUACUUGCUGCUGCCCGCGCUGCUCGGCACACUGAGUUUGAAGCUGUGCGGACAGCCUCGGAAGGAGGUUAUCAACCUAGCUGAAAUUUAUUUUAGAGAUUUUCUCCAGCGGUGCAAGGACUAUGGUGUGACGGACAUAGAGGUGCCGCAGCCACCGGACAGCCAGAGCCCGAAGGUGGAGAGAGUGGUCACCGAACAAGUCAAGAUUGCUAAUAUGAUACACAGCCGUGAAGCAAAAAUAAAGCGCUACAAUGAGAUGAAAGAACUGAAAGAGAAACUGGCCACUCUCUCAAAAGCCAUGUCCUCGGAGCUGGUGGACGAUGAGACCAAGCGGGAGUACUUCACCACCAUGCUGCAGAGUUAUGUUAGUCAGGCGCUGGAUGAACUGGGGAGUAUUGAGCAGGAGAAACCGCUGCUGGAGUAUAUGGAGAAACAUGCUGGAGAGCCUAAACCGAAGAUGCCCCGGGCGCCGCCGCUGCGGCCCGUCAUCAUCGCCAAGGACGCCGUGCAGAAGGCCGUGUUCGGCGCCGGCUACCCCUCGCUGCCCACCAUGACCGUCGAGGAGUUCUACGACAAACGAGUCAGGGAUGGCAUUUUCCCUUCGGCCGCGAACAUCCCACACCAGACCAUACAGAGCACAGAAACGGAAGACGACGACGCCGAGCGAGCGAGAAAGGACCAGCUAGAGGAAGACGAUGACCCCGAGGAGCUGGCUCGCAAGAGGAACAUGGACGAGUACAAGGACGACCACCGCCGCGGGUGGGGCAACCGCUACAACCGCAGUUAGCGACCUGGUUGCUAGGCGCCGAUAGGGCUCGUUACGUGCAUCGCUGUCUAGAAUUAGAUACAGUAAACUGACGUUUAUCGUUUAAAGUUUCAUUUUGUGAUGUUAUCUACCUACCGCGCUUUGGUAAAAAUAAGUUUUUAAAGUAGUGACUAUGAGAUGUUAAAAAUUUAAAAAACUGAAUAACCAAAUUAAUUCCUUAAAUGUAAUUCAUGAUAAUAACAUUUCACGAGAACGGGUGGAUAAAUGCGACAUAAAGAGGAGAAUAGCCGGACAUACGAAAGAAAAAGACCAAGCUGAAACAUUUAAAGUAACUUUUGUUUACACGAAAGAUUCGAUUUUUUACAUGAAUUUGCCCAAUUUUGUUGUCUUUUUAGUGUUCCGUACAAAACUUUGUUUACGGAACACUUAUGGGAUCACUUCGGUCUUGUUUUCAAACGGCAGUCAAUUUACUAUACCUGAAUAGUUCUGGAUAUAAGCGUACCUGUGUUUUAAUUUUCAAAUAAUCCAAGUCAUAGUCUCCCGGCAGAUUUGUAUCUAAAAUCUGGUCUUUUAGUUAAACAUCUUUAAAAACAAUUAAUAAAUAUUUAAAAAGAUUAGGAAUGGUAACUGAACGAACUUUGUAAAAAAUUAUUCUAGUCUAACAACAGUUCCAUAAUCUAUACGAGUACAUGUUUUUAAGAAUGAGUAAUCUGUUUUAUUCUUGUACAGUAAAAUCAGGUAACUUUAGUCCACAACUUACAACUAUGGUCUAAGUUUAAGUUCCAGUAAAAUAUGCAUAAAUAUUUUUCAAAUUAUAAUGAGUAUCUAAUAUAGAAAAGAGCAUUAACAACAAAACAAAUGUAACGAGUACAAAUAAAAAAGGCUUGUUGAAAAUCACAGACAAGACAUCCUCCAGACUGAGCAUAGUCGCGCUACCCCCUCUGCCACGCAUACGGUAAUUUUACUCCAUGUUCGAGUUGAAAGUGUCUUUGUGUGACGUCCGUGUCUUUGAAUGGACCAAUCACGGCACGGGACUUCGCUCACCUCGUCCCGCACAUCCCCGCAUUUUUGGCAUCAUCGGUUGCAUGAAAUAAUUGCUUUAAACUCGGUCUAGAGGAUUCCUAGUCUAUGUUGAAAAUCAAUGUUAAAAACUACUGAAAUAAACUACCUAUAGUUACCUGAUUUUAUGGUAUUUAACAUUUACCUAACCCUCUAUUUGUAUUUAUAACUACUGAACACUGAAAGUGUAACUAUUGAAUUGUAACAAAAUCAAUAAUAUUACCCAGCAUUGUAAUUAUACUAACAAUUGUUAAAUCAGUACACUGCUGAACAAAAUAAAGGAAUUCAAUUCUCA
Molecule: messenger RNA, 2493 nt
Organism: Cydia fagiglandana
Lineage: Eukaryota; Metazoa; Arthropoda; Insecta; Lepidoptera; Tortricidae
Gene: Tap42
Product: immunoglobulin-binding protein 1b
Exons: 7
Coding region: 129-1160 (343 amino acids)
Biological process (GO): regulation of signal transduction; regulation of dephosphorylation
Cellular component (GO): cytosol
Molecular function (GO): protein phosphatase 2A binding
Source: RefSeq, a predicted model, not a curated record